AUGCAAUUACUACUAGGAGUGGAAAACUCAUUCAGCCUACAGAAGCAUUAUGAAAAAAAGAAAAAUGAUGAGGAACCUAUUGUUGAAGAAGAGAAGAAAGAAAAAGUAAAGGAUAUAAUUGAAGUUGAAAAGGAAAUUAAAGCAAGAGAUUCAGAAGCAACAAUAUCAAAGUUUCUAGACAUUUUCAAGAAGUUGCAGAUCAACAUUCCUUUUGCUGAAGCCUUGGAGAAUAUGUCCAACUAUGCAAAGUUCAUGAAGGAUCUACUAUCAAUGAAGCGUAAGUUGCGGGAAUGUGAGGCGGUUACUCUAACAGAGAAAUGCAGUGCCAUUAUCCAGAACAAAUUACCUAAAAUGCUCAAGGAUCUAGGAAGCUUCAGCAUUCCAUGCACCAUAGGCAAGGUGGAAGUGGAUAAUGUUCUAUGUGAUCUCGAUGCCAGCAUCAACGUGAUGCCAUUGUCAAUGAUAAAGAAGUUGGGUAUCACUGAAGUAAAGCCAACUAGGACAGUCUUGCAACUAGAUGACCUUUCCACAAAGCAAGCGUUUGGCAUCAUUAAGGAUAUACUGGUCAAGGUAGAUAAGUUCAUCAUAACACAAAAAUAUUAG
Molecule: messenger RNA, 603 nt
Organism: Gastrolobium bilobum
Lineage: Eukaryota; Viridiplantae; Streptophyta; Magnoliopsida; Fabales; Fabaceae
Exons: 2
Coding region: 1-603 (200 amino acids)
Source: RefSeq, a predicted model, not a curated record